CCCUACGUUGACUUUAGCAGGAGACAGACACUGUCCGAGAGGAUGGAACAGCCACAGUCGCCGGGAACGAAGUCAGUGGAGAUCGGAGAAACCAUGGAACCACUAUUACGGUUUACACUGCGCUCUCAUUUGGAUGAAACAGUUCCAAGUCUCGACCUUGAACUACCUCGAGAUCUCUGCCUCCAUCUCCUGGAGGAGGAGGAAGAUACAGAUUCAACAGAAAAACCUGCGAGGUACAAGAUUCUAGCAAGGGCUUUGUCUGAGUGUCUUACUUCCGAGGAGAAGAGUUUAUCCGUUGACAAAGGUUCAAACUUUGAAAAGUAUAGCAACUUGUUUCAUGGUUUGGGACAUGACUUGAUGUUGAAGAAGGUAAACUUUGAGCUUCAUGUCCAGGAGCCUUAUUUCACACAGUUGAAAGAUGGUCUCAAAACUACUGAAGGAAGGUGUGCAGUAGGAGACUACAUGAGGAUUAGUUCAGGAGCUUUUAUUUUGUUCAAUAAAUGCUUGCUGCUUGAAGUUCAGCAGGACGUUUGCUAUUAUACUUCAUUCUCAGAAAUGCUGAGAGGUGAAGGUCUUGCAAAAGUUCUUCCUGGAGUUGAGACUAUAGAAGAAGGUGUCGGAGUUUACCGAAACUUUUACCCUGAAGAGAAGGAAAAAAUGAACGGUGUUGUCGCAAUUCGUGUUGUAAAACCAGUUGAUCAGCCGUAUGCAGCUCUGGCAGUAGUAUUGUCUGAACUCAAGUUCACUGGGAUCAAAGGUUUGUUGGAUGACUAUACAGGACGAGUUACAUGUGAAGAUCUUUGAGAGCAGAUAAUCUUACUAUGUGCUAAGUAAAAUGAGUGUGUUUCUAAGAUCUCUUUUUAAACUCUGACAGUGUCAAAUAAAUUUUGAGACUGAAGAAGAUACAUUGUUGAAACAGAGACAUUGUAUAAUAAUCACAUUACAAAAAAAAAACUCCAGAAGGAAAGAAAGCUUGUUUAUUUAUUUUUAUGAAAAGAAUCUAUUCGGCCCU
Messenger RNA from Raphanus sativus (radish), 1012 nucleotides. RefSeq lists its product as uncharacterized. Bases 43 to 804 code for a protein of 253 amino acids. The record is from RefSeq and is a predicted model, not a curated record. The transcript is spliced from 8 exons. Lineage: Eukaryota; Viridiplantae; Streptophyta; Magnoliopsida; Brassicales; Brassicaceae.